AUGAUCGACGACCCACGAUUGACCCGCCGCACUCAAUUGAACCAGAAGGCCCCCUCUUCGUCGAAAGUCAACAUGUCAGCCGCACGUCUACCCCCCUCGACUUCCCCGCUGGUCGUCGCAGUCGUCUCCUCCAGUUUCUUUGUCAUCGCCGUCCUGCUCUAUAUCCGCCCGUAUCUCGAGGCAACCGUCAGUCCUUACCGGAUUUUCAGAGACGUCUAUCAACAUGCCGGGCACUUCGCGUUGGCGGACACCUAUGCCGGGCGGGAUUUCUUCGACAGCUGGACUUGGGAGACGAUGGACGACCCGACCAAUGGACGCGUGAAUUACGUGGACCAGAACACCGCCGUUAGUUCGAACUUGUCUUUCGCGACGGAUAGCAAGUUCAUUAUGCGGGCGGAUGACCAGAACGUAGUGGCACCUAGUGCACGGGGAAGAGACAGUAUCCGAAUCAUCUCGAAUAACGCGUACAGUGAUUCCGUCACGGUGCUCGACCUCCAGCACAUGCCUGAGGGCUGCAGUACAUGGCCUGCGUUCUGGUCACUCAGCCAAGCGGGACCGUGGCCGCAGGGCGGUGAAAUCGACAUAGUAGAAGGCGUCAACCUGAAUAAUGGCAACCUUGCUUCGUUGCACACUACCCCGCUUUGCACCAUGCAGCAGCAGAGGGCGCAGACAGGCACAACGUCCUCGACGAACUGUGACGCCAACGCGAAUUUCAACCAAGGCUGCGGCGUGUCCUUUCCCUACGGCUCGUACGGCGCGCCGUUCAACGCGGCUGGCGGCGGCUACUUCGUCGUGGUGCGCACGCAGCAGGACGGCGUGCGCAUCUGGUUCUGGGCGCGGAACGACGCCGCCACUCCAGCAGAAGUGAUAAAUCCAGCUCCUGCGGCCCUUGGCCUGCUCGGUCCGCCCACGAUCUCGCCAGAUCCUUCAUGGGGCACGCCUUCUGCGAUAUUCCCCGUCGGGUCGACGUGCGAUUAUGACUCUCACUUCAAUGCGCACCAGUUUGUGUUCGACCUGACCUUCUGCGGCGAUUGGGCUGGUAAUGACUACACAUCCACCGGUUGCAGUGGGUCGUGCACGGAUUACGUUAACAACAACCCUCAGGCGUUCGCGAAUGCGUACUGGGAAGUCAAUUCGCUGCGAGUGUAUACCCCCUUCGACCGCCCCUCAUAG
Messenger RNA from Sparassis crispa, 1173 nucleotides. Its product is annotated as Probable glycosidase. Gene Ontology annotation, biological process: glucan catabolic process. NCBI's taxonomy places the organism in Eukaryota, Fungi, Basidiomycota, Agaricomycetes, Polyporales, Sparassidaceae. The record is from RefSeq and is a predicted model, not a curated record. The coding region runs from base 1 to 1173 and encodes 390 amino acids. The transcript has 7 exons. Gene Ontology annotation, molecular function: hydrolase activity, hydrolyzing O-glycosyl compounds.